CAACGGAGUCUAUUAGCGAUCGAUAGGACCAUCGCUUAUUCUUUGGCUGGCUUCCAGCUGUGGGUAUAGGUUUCGACAACAGUGGAGAAAUGGCUUACACCGAAAAUUGCAUAGAUUAUUAAAAUUUUCUCUGACGCAAGACGAGGUGGUUGUUUACGCGGUUUUAUUCCACGAGUGAAAGUGGACAUAGCAAGACGUGCUGCCAAAACGAACGUGUAGACUUGAGUGUCUUGUGUUAUCGAAAUAAUAGCGAGUUUCUGAGGAUAUAUAGAGAGAGGGACAGCUGAUCGUGGCCCACUGUUGUAGAAAGGCGCGCCGAGUGGAACGAUACUAUAUGCAUGUAAGGGAGUAUACUAUAAGGCCUAUGCAAUUGUAACUUACUACCAGUCAGCCGGAGUUGACAUAUAUCAACAUAAUCUUCAAAAAACAUGCUACGCGGAAAUAGACAGUUGGAACCUUCAUCAAAAGUCCAUCUGAAGUAAUUUCAUAUACAGUGAAGCUACACAACUGCAUAUACUGCAGUAUUCCCUGGGAAACAACUUUAAAUUUUUACAGAAAACCGGCGACGGCAAGUGAACGAAGACGAAAUAUGGCAACUGACGAGGGAUCAAAUCGUUUCCAAGUGCUGUGUUACGAACAAGUCGUCCGGCUGCACGAGGUUAUGGAAGACGUCGUUCCAAUCCACGGCAGAGGUAACUUUCCCACUCUUGAAAUCAAACUUAAAGACUUGGUGAAAGUUGUAAGAGAAAAAUUGAAAUCUGAAGGGGUGAAUGUAAGAGAUGUGCGCCUCAACGGAGGGGCUGCAAGCCAUGUUUUGGGCACUGACAAUACGAAAAUACCGCCUUACAAUGACUUGGACUUGAUUUUCGGCGUGGACCUGUCAAACCAAAACGAGCUGCAGAAAAUCAAAAACUGUGUUCUGGGAUGCUUGACUGACUUUCUUCCAAAGGGCGUGAGCAAAGAAAGAAUGAGUAGUUGCAGUUUGAAGGAAGCAUAUGUUCAGAAAAUGGUGAAAAUUUGCAAUGAGCACGGCGACCGGUGGAGCUUGAUUUCGCUCUCCAACAACAGCGGCAAGAACGUGGAGUUGAAAUUCGUGGAUACGAUGAAGCGACAGUUUGAAUUCAGUGUCGACUCGUUCCAGGUCAUACUGGACAGCUUAAUGACAUUCUACGAGAUCGCUCAGACCCCGAUGAGCGAACAUUUCUAUCCAACUGUGGUGGCUGAGAGCGUGUUCGGGAAUUUCGGCGAAGCAUGGCACCACUUGAAUAAAAGAUUAAUAGCUACGAGAAAUCCAGAGGAGAUCCGCGGGGGAGGCCUGCUGAAGUACUGCAAUCUGCUGGUGCGGGGUUACACCUCGGCAGAGAGCGUUGAUAUACGGGGCUUGGAGAGGUACAUGUGCUCCAGGUUUUUCAUAGAUUUCAGCGAUCUUGGCCAGCAGAAGCAAAAACUGGAAGCUUAUCUGGCCAACCAUUUCACUGGAGAGGAAGACUUGAAGUACGAAUACCUAAUGACAUUGUACAGAGUGGUUGAUGAAAGUACCAUAUGUCUGAUGGGACAUGAGCGGAGACAAACGUUAAACCUCAUUCACCAGCUGGCAUACCAGGUUCUCAUGGAACAGGAACAGAAGGCGCACAAUAAGUAUCUACAGAUGCAACAGUUUGACCAGUUAAACAACCUGACCAUAGACCAGGUUUAUUUUGGCCCCUGCACCCCAUUCAGCCAGUAUUAUGGGUAUAUGCCAACAGUGUAUCAGUACAAUGGUUCAAGCAACUGCCCGUUGUGCCCCACUUACCUACAGUGCUCAUAGGAGACUUACAAUUUGUGCUAAAAAAUCCUCGACCGGAGCAACUUCAUCAUUCAUUUUGACUUGGUAUGACAAGCUUGGCAUCAAUGGUUCAUAUUUUUCAUCUUUUCCCCCAUAUUUUUCUUCAUUGGGAUCGCAUGUUUCGUGUUGAAUUAUCACACUGCUGUCUCCUGUUUUUUUGCCAUAUGUUGAUAAUUGAUUUUUUCCCCAAGCGUAUGGAUCUCUUCACUUGGAAGACAUGGUCGAAUGUUAAAAAAGAUGGUGUGUACAUGUACAGUGAUGAACUUUAACUUCUGUUACUAGUUUUACAUGACCCAUGGUGGAUAUAUAUACCCAAAUAUAUAUAUAUCACAUAUUAUAUAUAUAUAUAUAUAUUGACUUUAUAGUACUCGUGUCCACACAGCCUUAGGUGGACAUUUGUGGCAUAUGGAUAUUAUUGUACAUUAAAUGAGUGGGCCAAAGACAACCCGGUCAGUUGAUGUUUUCUGAAGAACUGUAUUGAUAUGGAUGGCAUUGUGGAUGAAGUGUCUGUACAUAAGUUUUGGGAAAAUUUGUUUCACAUUUUCUUUUUUCCCCUCGUGAUCAUGUUUUCAAUUGAGAGGGACAUAUGUUACCCAAGCAUCCAAUCAAUGAUGGGUACAUUUACUGUAAUUACCUGGCUGUGCAGUCAUUUCUGGAACUGAGGGAAUCAAUCUGUACACCUUUUUCAUCAUUUUACCGGAAAAUGUGGCUUUUAUGUUACACGAGAGGCUGUUUGCAGGAGAAAGGGUUAUGCCAGUUCGGAUGGAGUGCUAGCAUGUUAUGUACUGAUCUCGUUUUAAGACUGUUAUAAACUGACCCCGUGGAAAGUGUAGAUUUUUGAGCUAUGAUUGACAACACAACUGUGCAUGCAGGGGAUACCAUAAGUAUACUGAAUGACUCCGAAAUUUAAGAAAAAAAAAAGCAAAUAUUUUUUAUGAAAGAUAGUAAAAAGCUAAAUACAGCUAUGAUAAAUGUCCACAUUGAAAUCUAUAUAUAUAUAUAUAUAUAUAUACACACACACAUAUAUUCUGUCUAACCAUUUUCCUAUGUCUAAAUGUAAUCAAAGGAUGUUCAACAUGAAGUAGUUUAUAAAAGCGCACUAGAUGCGUGUUCAGAGCAGUGUUGAUACAGACUCAUGUGGCUGAAUUGUCUUCGCAAAGCAUACUAUACAUGUGUAUAUUUUCCAAAUGUCAAAGAGUAUUUAAAAAACAACAAAAAACAAUGACAUGCCUAUGGGCUGCUUGGAACUGUUCUAAUUGAUGGUUUAAUUUCAAUUUGAAAAUGUCUCAAUAUUUUAAAAUGAAUGUGAUAUUUAAUACAUGUUACUACUGUAAUGGCAGCCAGAAUCUCUUUGCAUCAGAAAGUGAUGUUCGGAUAACCAAUCAGCUGCGUAUGGUGAAAUAUUAUAAUAGUUGUCUUUCAAUUUCAUUGCUUUUUUUUUUUUUUUUUUUGCUUUAAAUCCAUCGAUAGCUAGAUGCAGAAAUCUUAAUGUCAACCCUUGUCAGGAUUCUUCCAAACAAAAUUCUUUAGAUACGAUAGGAAUAAGCAAUAGAAUUUUUUCCUCUUUUUACCAUAUAUAUAUGUUGAUGUCCUAAACUACAAAGGUUAAGUCAUUGUAAACACAAUGCAUAUAUACAUAUACUUACACAUGCCUGUGUUAGAUUACAUUGGAAUCUCUUCCUUGUUACUGCUCAACUGACAAUGUCUUGUGAUAGAUGCAAAAAAUAGUUGUGAUUUAUGUACAGAAUUGAAAGUAAACCCAGUCAUUCAACUAGAUAGUUGAAAACUUCAUCGUUAAAUGCGUAUGUUCAUGUGUAUAUAAUUAUCUUCAAGAAACACAAAAAAGGAAAAAACUGUCAUAAUCUGACAUAUGUGAUAGCUGUUGAAUAUGUACUCAACUAGACUUACAGUAGACACUGUUACACAGGUAUUUUGUAAUAAAGCAGAAAAAAAAAAUCAAGCAAACCUCAGUCUGUCACGAAUUGUCUGUAAAACUAGAAAUGUAAACUAAGCAAUGCACAUAUGGCCUAGCCUUAUUGAAGAGAUUGAAUAAUUUUUUGACUGAUCCAAAUGUAAGGUCAAAUUCUGAUAACCAUUGUCUUGCCUCGCUCCCAUUGUUCUGAUAAAUGAUACUAUGAAAUAGAUGCAAUCAGUCUUCUAACACUUUUCACGUUUUAUUCUCUUUCCCCCUAAUUUAGUCCAACACAAAAGCCACCAGUUAUGUGGCACUUUUAUGAAUUAUUUUUAAGUGAAUUGAAUUGCAUAGUUAAGAGCAUCAUGACAUUAAAUUAAAUAUUCAGUCUGGUAAUGAUCAUUUAAUUUUUCUAAACGAACCAGGCAGAAUGUUAAUUAUGUGAAUCUUGAAUGACCAUUAGGAGGGCUUUCCAUCUCUACUUUCCCGGUAUAAAAUGUUAUUCAUUAUAGUUAACUUUUGUGUUAUUUUGAGUUGUACAUAUUCAGUACAUCAUGAAAAUCCAGUUUGGCUCUGAGGUGAUACACAUUCUAACGAGUAUAUAUAUAUAUGUAAUGUACAUCAUUGGCGGACAUCUUCUGAUCAUGGGUACGAUAUUCGCAUGACUUGUCAAUUUCUUUGUUCCCUUUUAUGUUGUUGCUGAGUGCUCUUUGGCUAAUGAUGAGUGUAGGGCUCCCACAAUAACUUGACUGCAUCACUGACCCGCAAACUGGGUCAUUUAACUGACAAGUCGCACAUAUUAAAUUCCACUCACUACUGUAAACUGUCAGUGCAAGUAGUCCAGCAAAAGGGGAAAAAGGGAGCUUACAAAAACAAUUAUUGUGUACAUACCUUGGCCAGAUAAGAUUUAAUCAAAUGCUUGUUA
Messenger RNA from Liolophura sinensis, 4662 nucleotides. Its product is annotated as terminal nucleotidyltransferase 5C-like. Bases 590 to 1807 code for a protein of 405 amino acids. The record is from RefSeq and is a predicted model, not a curated record. Gene Ontology annotation, biological process: mRNA stabilization. Gene Ontology annotation, molecular function: RNA binding; poly(A) RNA polymerase activity. The transcript is spliced from 2 exons. NCBI's taxonomy places the organism in Eukaryota, Metazoa, Mollusca, Polyplacophora, Chitonida, Chitonidae.